UUUAGCCAAUGGGAGGAAGCGUCCUGCAGUGAUUCCAGAGAUUGAGUGUAGAAGCCCAGAGAGAGCAGGCACAACAGAGGGAGACCUGUCUAGACAGAAGUGCUGUUCUGCCUGUUAUGAACCGGCAGCAUCGAAGGUACUAGGAAGGUGCACGUGGGCUCUGCUGUUCGACUCACAUUCUGCCUGGAACUGCAAUGGGUGAACCAGAUGGGCACAACCUGUCAGUUAUUCUGCAGGAAUAUGACUUUGAGCGACAGUUUGAUGAUCAGAGUGCCAUUCAAUGGAUGCAGGAAAACUGGAGCAAGUCUUUCUUCUUCUCAUUGCUGUACGCUGCAUUGAUAUUUGGAGGUCAACGUAUGAUGAAAGAAAGACAGAGGUUUGAUUUGCGUAGGCCUUUAGUUCUCUGGUCCUUCACACUUGCUGUGUUCAGUAUCAUAGGCGCACUUCGUACUGGUUGUUUCAUGGGAAAUUUACUUAUUAGCAGUGGUUUCAAGCAGUCGGUAUGUGACCGUGCUUUUUACAACGGGCCCAUUAGCAAAUUCUGGUCUUAUGCCUUUACUUUAAGUAAAGUACCAGAACUUGGUGACACCUUGUUUAUUGUCCUGCGCAAGCAAAAGCUGAUCUUCCUUCAUUGGUACCACCAUAUCACUGUGCUACUUUAUACCUGGUACGCCUACAAGGACACGGUUGCUGGAGGCGGAUGGUUCAUGUCCAUGAACUUCACGGUGCAUGCCUUCAUGUAUUCUUACUACACAUUCCGUGCAGCUGGGAUUCCCGUCCCACGAUCCUGUGCCAUGUUCAUCACAUUUACUCAGAUCUUACAGAUGGUUAUGGGCAUCGUGGUGAAUUUUUUCAUUUAUAAGUGGAUGCAGGAUGGAAGUUGUUCAAGCCGCACAGAAAAUAUAUUCUGGUCUUCUCUGAUGUAUUUUAGUUACUUGGUGCUUUUCUGCAGCUUCUUCUAUCAAGCAUACCUGAAACUUCCCACUCAAAAGAAAAAUGAUCCCACUCAUAAGAAAAAUGAUUAAAUUGGUGAGAUCCGUGGCCUGUUUCUUGGAGCAGUGUUGCCAACAUCUGUACAUUUCCAACGACACUGUGACCAAGGACUGCAUCUACACUGAAUAUUGUAAACAGGUAUGGGACCUCUUAUCAAGAAUGCUCGGGACCUGGUGCUUUCCUUAUAAUAGUUCUUUCUGUAAUUUGGAUCUUCAUACCUUAAGUCUACUAGAAAGUCAUGUAAACAUUAAAU
This is a messenger RNA of Xenopus laevis (African clawed frog), 1246 nucleotides long. It is a transcript of the gene elovl3.S, whose product is annotated as elongation of very long chain fatty acids protein 6. The coding region runs from base 195 to 1025 and encodes 276 amino acids. The transcript has 5 exons. The record is from RefSeq and is a predicted model, not a curated record. NCBI's taxonomy places the organism in Eukaryota, Metazoa, Chordata, Amphibia, Anura, Pipidae.